Molecule: messenger RNA, 1793 nt
Organism: Arachis stenosperma
Lineage: Eukaryota; Viridiplantae; Streptophyta; Magnoliopsida; Fabales; Fabaceae
Product: bZIP transcription factor TGA10-like
Exons: 11
Coding region: 143-1657 (504 amino acids)
Biological process (GO): DNA-templated transcription; regulation of DNA-templated transcription
Molecular function (GO): sequence-specific DNA binding; DNA-binding transcription factor activity
Source: RefSeq, a predicted model, not a curated record
AUUUUCUCUCCUUCAUAACCGACUCUCUCUCUCCCCUCUCUUCUCUCUCAUCUUUCUUUCUUUUCUCUCGUUGCGUGUGGGGAGAGGAAAUAUGAUUUUAAGUGCAACAAACAGCACAAGAUAGAAGGCGGUUUCACCAUUAAUGGGAUUCUCUAUAGCUAUUCAAGAGCAAACACCACAAGAGGAUCAAGAAGCAAAGCCUUUCAUGGCUUCAAAUAGUGGUAGUUUUAAGAGCAUCAACUCAAGUACUACACCUACUCAACUUGAACCACUCCAUCUUCAUCAAAAUAAUCAUCAUCAUAAUCAUAAUCAAAUACAAGAGCAACAACAACACCAAAUUUCCUUCGGAAUGAUGCCAUCUUCUUCUUCUUCAUCUAUCCCAGGAAACUAUCUAAACAGAGAUUCCGGAGCUUAUGAUUUGGGUGAACUGGAUCAAGCCUUUUUCAUGUAUCUUGAUGGUCAGCCUGACCCCUCCACUCUUCAAGACCAAAGACCAGAGAACUCAUCAUCUUCAGGAAUGAGGCCACCAACUCUCAACAUUUUCCCCUCUCAGCCUAUGCACGUAGACCCCCCGCCAUCCAAUUCCAAGGCUACAACGGAAUUGGUUUCUGCCCAAACCAAUGGUUCCAAGAGACCAUCAGAGCCGUCCAUGGAAUCAACCAACCCGCGAAAUAAUGCCGCUUCUGCUCCUGAACCACCCAAACCUAUAAAGCGAGAGAACAACCGCAAGGGCACAACUUCAAGUUCUGAACAAGAGGGACCAAAAACACCAGAUCCUAAGACACUAAGAAGACUUGCCCAGAAUAGAGAGGCAGCAAGGAAAAGCAGGCUGAGGAAAAAGGCGUAUGUUCAGCAGCUAGAAACAAGUAGGAUUAAGCUGAAUCAGUUGGAACAAGAGUUACAGAGAGCCAGAGCUCAAGGCAUUUUCAUGGGUGGAAAUGCACUUUUGGGAGGAGAACAAGGCCUUCCUCUUCCUAUGACUACUAUUACCUCAGAGGCAGCAAUGUUUGACAUGGAAUAUGGAAGGUGGUUAGAGGAGCACCACCGUCUAGUGUGCGAACUAAGAGCAGCGGUGCAGGAACACCUGCAGGAGAACGAGCUAAGAAUGUACGUUGAAAAUUGCUUGGGUCAUUAUGACCAAGUGAUUAAUCUGAAGAGCAUUGUGGCCAAAACAGACGCAUUUCAUAUUGUUUUUGGAAUGUGGAAAACACCAGCUGAACGCUGUUUCAUGUGGAUCGGUGGCUUCAGGCCUUCUGAACUCAUUAAGGUUAUUAUGGGUCAAAUUGAGCCUCUUACGGAGCAACAAAUAUUAGGGAUAUGUGGGUUGCAACAAACAACACGUGAGGCAGAAGAAGCUCUAUCCCAAGGGCUUGAAGCUCUCAAUCAAUCACUAACAGAAACCAUAACAUCAGAUUCAUUGAGUUCUCCACCAAACAUGGUUAAUUACAUGGGACAAAUGGCUGUGGCCAUGAGCAAGCUUUCAACUAUCGAAGGUUUCCUUAGGCAGGCAGAUAAUCUGAGGCAGCAAACACUGCACCGUCUGCAUCAGAUUCUAACAACACGGCAAUCCGCAAGGUGUUUGCUGGCAAUAGCGGAGUACUUCCAUCGCCUUAGAGCUCUCAGUUCUCUUUGGAUGUCACGCCCUCGCCAAGAAUAAUAAUAAUAAUAGUAUAGUGCCAUAUUCCAUACAUACAUAUGUAGCUCUAAAGCUAGCUACCUAGAUAUAUUUAUAUAUAAACUAUGCCCUAAUUAAUUGUAGCUUCAAAAAUUCUCUUCAUGUUUUAACUUAAUCA